GGAGGCCCGGCACCGAGCGCCGGCUCCGCGCCAUGGCGGGCGCCGGCCCCCCGCCGGCGCCGCCGAGCGCCGGGCUGCCGCCGAGCGCCCCCGGCCGCUGAGGUGACGCCCGGACCGGAGGCUGCUGCCGCGCGCCGGGCGCAGGCGUUCGCGGCUCUCGGCAUCGCCGGCUCCGACCACGAGGGCUUCGACGAGGAGCUCGGGCGCCUCGGAGCCGCUGCGCCGUGGGAGGCCGACGCGCCGGCCGAGGCCCAGCAUCGGAGAGCACCGCCGAGUCCGAGCAUGCCGCUGCUGCGGCGGCGCGCGAGGACCCUGCCGACCCGCUGGCGUCCUGGCCCGGGUGGGCGCCCCUCCCAGCCGACCUCUGCUGCGAGCCCC
Molecule: messenger RNA, 378 nt
Organism: Prorocentrum cordatum
Lineage: Eukaryota; Dinophyceae; Prorocentrales; Prorocentraceae
Source: the annotation of a GenBank genome assembly